GCGAGCGGCAGCGACGGAAAGGAGGCCAAGAGCGCAGGCGGCGAGGUAAGAUGGCGGCAACCAAGAGGAAACGGCGUGGAGGCUUUGCAGUUCAGGCGAAGAAGCCAAAAAGCAACGAAAAAGAUGCGGAGCCGCCAGCUAAGCGGCACGCCACAGCAGAGGAGGUGGAGGAAGAGGAGAGGGACCGGAUCCCAGGCCCCGUUUGCAAGGGAAAGUGGAAAAAUAAGGAACGGAUUCUCAUCUUUUCUUCCAGAGGAAUAAAUUUCAGAACAAGACAUUUAAUGCAGGACUUGAGAAUGUUGAUGCCUCAUUCUAAAGCAGAUACUAAAAUGGAUCGUAAGGAUAAGCUCUUUGUGAUUAACGAGGUUUGUGAAAUGAAGAACUGUAAUAAAUGCAUCUAUUUUGAAGCUAAGAAAAAACAAGAUCUCUAUAUGUGGCUUUCAAAUUCACCUCAUGGACCGUCUGCUAAAUUCCUUGUUCAAAAUAUUCAUACUCUCGCUGAACUAAAGAUGACAGGAAACUGUUUGAAAGGUUCUCGGCCCCUUUUGUCUUUUGACCCUGCUUUUGAUGAAUUACCACAUUAUGCUUUAUUAAAAGAACUCUUAAUUCAGAUCUUUAGUACACCACGGUAUCAUCCCAAAAGCCAACCAUUCGUGGACCAUGUGUUUACUUUCACCAUUUUGGAUAAUAGGAUAUGGUUUCGGAACUUUCAGAUCAUAGAAGAAGAUGCUGCUCUUGUAGAAAUAGGACCUCGUUUUGUCUUAAAUCUCAUAAAGAUUUUCCAGGGAAGUUUUGGAGGACCAACUUUAUAUGAAAAUCCUCACUACCAGUCUCCAAACAUGCAUAGGCGUGUCGUAAGAUCCAUCACAGCUGCAAAAUACAGAGAGAAACAGCAAGUGAAAGAUGUGCAAAAACUGAGGAAGAAAGAGCCGAAGACUCUUCUUCCACAUGAUCCCACUGCAGAUGUUUUUGUAACGCCAGCUGAGGAGAAACCAAUAGAAAUACAGUGGGUAAAACCAGAGCCAAAAGUUGAUUUGAAAGCAAGAAAGAAACGGAUUUACAAAAGGCAAAGAAAAAUGAAACAGAGGAUGGACAGUGGGAAAACAAAAUAAGUCAAUGGAAACCUGAUUUGUUUUUCAGUUACCUUAUAUUUAUUUUGUAUUCAAUGUGUAAAUACUUCUAUUAUCUAAUACUAUCUUAUGUCUAAUUAGUGUAGCAUUUAGAAGAAAGAAAAAUUAAGAUCUUAAAAUUAGUGAUUAUCUUUUUCUAAAUAAAAUAUCACCAGAAUUCAUCAGUUAA
Molecule: messenger RNA, 1299 nt
Organism: Symphalangus syndactylus (siamang)
Lineage: Eukaryota; Metazoa; Chordata; Mammalia; Primates; Hylobatidae
Gene: BRIX1
Product: biogenesis of ribosomes BRX1
Biological process (GO): ribosomal large subunit assembly; rRNA processing
Cellular component (GO): nucleolus
Molecular function (GO): rRNA binding
Source: RefSeq, a predicted model, not a curated record